Acipenser ruthenus (sterlet) is the source of this 2121-nucleotide messenger RNA. Its product is annotated as ras-related and estrogen-regulated growth inhibitor-like protein. NCBI's taxonomy places the organism in Eukaryota, Metazoa, Chordata, Actinopteri, Acipenseriformes, Acipenseridae. Bases 100 to 834 code for a protein of 244 amino acids. Gene Ontology annotation, molecular function: GTP binding; GTPase activity. The transcript is spliced from 4 exons. The record is from RefSeq and is a predicted model, not a curated record.
GCAGAUAAUAGCACAACCCACUCGGUCGGCUUGCUCAGGCAGACCGCUGAGAGAGGAGUUUUAUGCGGUCUGAGAGCCGGGGAAGGAGUUCACGGUUUGAUGGUUCUUGAGUUGUUCGUCACUAGUUCGCAAAUGGUGUUAAGACAUUCCGUUUUAAAACCAACCUCAGCUGAAUUUAGAAACUGUUCAGAUAUGAGUGGAACUGCAGCUUUAAAGGUGGAAGCUAACGUAGUGGUCCUGGGAGCAGAUAGGGUCGGCAAAACUGCGCUCACAGUACGUUUUCUAACUCGGAGAUUCAUUGGAGAAUAUGGAGAUAUUGAAUCAAUAUACAGCCACAACGUUAUUGUGGAUGGAAGAGAUAUUUCUUUCAAUAUCUGGGACUGCCCUUAUUCGCAGGUAAGCUCAGAGGACCUGUCAGAAGUGAAGUGUAUCCAGGAGAAGAGGACCCAGUGGGCGGAUGGCUUCAUUCUGGUGUACAGCAUCUGUGACCGAGCCAGCUUCAGCAUCAUCCGCCAGCAGAUCCAGUGCAUCAAAGCCACGAAGGAAUACCUGGGUGUGGAGAAGGUGCCCAUCGUGAUCGUGGGCAACAAGCGGGACCUGCACCACCGGAGGACCGUGUCCAGCGAGGAGGGGAGGCUCCUGGCCCUCUCCACAGACUGUGAGUUUUACGAGGUGUCUGCAGCAGAGACCUACCACGGGGUCCUGCUGGUGUUUCACGGGCUGCUGGAGAGAAUCAGGGACUCCAGGACUUCAGCCAAGAAGCCGGCUGGGAUCAAGAGCAUUGUGAAGAGCAUGUCCGCGGUAUUCGCAAGAAAGAGGACGGAUUCUGUAUAACAAACCGGGCCCCGGGGGCUGUUGCCACAGUCUGUCUUUCAGUAACUGUUUCUGCUGUUAAACUGCUGGCUUACUCACCCUAGCCACUGCUGUGGUGGCUGCUUGUUAAAACUGUUUUUAAAAAAGAUAUAUAUGUUUGAAUUAGGUUGAGCUUUUUAAAAGCGGUCCCCAUUAUGGCAUUAAGGUAGAAACAGUGGGAAAGGUUUUUCAUGUGCCGUACCAAACACUCCUAAUCAAACGCAAAUGCUUAUUUUUAGGAAGGACUGCAACUAGAUUAUCAGAGUGACCGUUCUGAACUGGUCUUCUGAGAAGCACUUAAUGGGUGAAGUGGAGAGUGGUUAAAAGGGGAGGUAAGGACAGCAGCAAUGAGGGAGGUAACACACUACUUAACAGGGCGAGUGGGAAGGAAGUAAAUACUUCAUCCAAAGUGAGCCGCACCAGUGAAAUAUUACAAUACUGAACAGGUCAUCAAAACAAGGGGAUGCUGUCUGCUGUGUAGUCCUUUCCAGUCACUUAGUUUGCUUAACAGAAAAGGUCCCUUGAGAAGAGACCCACAUCCAUUAUAAGGAGAUCCAGGGGAAACACAGUGUGGUUUGGGUCGGUCAGGCACCUUAGAAAACCCUCUGUUGAGCCCCAGUUGCUUUUGCAACCCGGUGAACUUGUGAUCAGCAGCAACCUGCGUCCUUGUCUGUUCAUUUUACACUGCCUCCUUGUGGAUACUUUGUCCCUGGUUUCGUUAUUCUAUUCACCAAUGCAAUACACAAUCCUCUAUCUGCCCGCUGUCCUGUUGUAUCUGAUACCCAUAACGUUGCUACUUCUGUAUUUGUGUUUAGAUUGGAAUAAAGAGUAAUAUUGGUACAUGCAGCUCAAACCUGCCAUCUUUGCAUUCACACCCAUAUCAAAGCCAAUAUAUCAACAAGGAGCCUAACAGAAUGAUAAAGUUUUGAACAAAAGUAUUGACAAGAAUCUCUUACCGUAACCUGUUGAAACUCUGAAAUGGAAAGCAGGUAUUUCAGAUUGGCUGGUAUAUAUUUGCACCCUUAAAGAAAGGUUGAAACCCUGUGUAAUAGAGGCAUGCAGGACAAUAAAACACUGAGGUAGUGUACAGACAAAAAACUAAAACAGCAGCAAACGCUGCACACCGUUCCUGGAGGUGCACAAUGAAAAUGUGUUGAUAAUACCACUUGUAUAAUGAACUGUAAAUAUGUACAUGUACUAAUUUAAGUUAAAUGUAAAAUGUUUCUAUUCUUUUUCAGCUCAUGCUGUAAUAAAUCCACACACAGACGC